Molecule: messenger RNA, 1695 nt
Organism: Cheilinus undulatus (humphead wrasse)
Lineage: Eukaryota; Metazoa; Chordata; Actinopteri; Labriformes; Labridae
Product: meprin A subunit beta-like
Exons: 9
Coding region: 1-1695 (564 amino acids)
Biological process (GO): proteolysis
Cellular component (GO): membrane
Molecular function (GO): protein binding; zinc ion binding; metalloendopeptidase activity
Source: RefSeq, a predicted model, not a curated record
AUGAAAGACAUGAAUGCAAGAGGGGUGAUCGUGAGAGCCCUGGACCAGUUCAGGCUGAAGUCAUGCAUUGACUUCAAAGUGUGGGACUCUGAGACGUAUUACAUCAGGGCCCAAAAGUUAAAUGGAUGUUUCUCAUAUAUUGGGCAAGUAAUACCCAAUGGACAAGAUCUCUCCAUCGGGCUGUACUGUGACGAGAUCUCCACCGUCGAGCAUGAGUUCCUCCACGCUCUCGGCUUCUACCAUGAACAGAGCAGAUAUGACAGAGACAAUUAUGUGACCAUUCAAUUCGAGAACAUUCAAGAAGGGUUUGAGGGUAACUUUAAUAAAGUUGGCAGUGAAUCCAGCACCACCAUGGGAGUCAGUUACGACUACCUCUCAGUGAUGCACUACGGCAAGGAUUUUUUCACCAAUGGAAACGGGUCGACAAUAAUCACCAAAGAUCCUGCAUUCCAGGAGGUUAUUGGUCAAAGAUUUGGAAUGAGUCCCAGUGAUGUUCUGGAGCUGAACCUGCGCUACGGGUGCAACUCGACCAUUGCUUUUAUGAUGUACUGUGGCUUUUCUAAUUCGACCACUUGUCGGAUGAGCACGUGUGCAAAGGGUGGCAGAGGCUGGGAACUUACCAGCUCUGUGACUGCUGGCCCCACCUCUGACCACACCGGUCUUCCUGGAGGUGAUGGUGCCACUACCGGUCAGGCUGGCGACUUCAUGUAUGCCACAACAGAAACAGGUGAGGAGGGAGACUCAGCCUGGCUGGAGACAGAGAGGAUGAGUCCUAAGAGGGAAUGUAAUGUUCAGUGUCUCCAGUUCUACUAUUACCACAGUGGGAACGAGUCAGACGAACUAAACAUCUGGAUCCGAGAGUUUGAGGAUGAAUACGACGUCAAAGGAUCAGUUCGUCUCGUGGGACAGAUCACUGGUCCACCAAAAGAUCACUGGCAGCUCAAGCACGUCUCCCUGAAUGCCACCAAGUCCUUCCAAGUGGAGUUUGAAGCUCGUAAAGGAGCAGGAAUCUCCGAGGGUGGCUUCUCCAUCGAUGAUAUCAACCUGUCUGAGAUUGAAUGUCCACAUGUCACAAUUCAGAUUGAUAAUUUUGAGACGGUUUUGAAAACUAGUCCCUAUGGAACAGCAGUGUAUAGCCCACGGCAGUACUCCAGUGGAGGCUACUCGUACCGCGUUGGGGUUGUGCUGUACAAUUCUUUUUUUGGCUUAUUUGUGCAACUCUUGUCUGGAAAGUAUGAUGAUGACCUGGAAUUUCCUGUCCCACGAAGGCAAGUUAGUUUUAAAAUGGUGGAUCAGAGGCCUAACAUCCUUCUGCAUAUGUCCAAAGAAAGGAGUAUCACUAGUGACCUCAGUGAAUCCAGCACUGGUGCCCUUAACUGGGGAAACCCACGCGAGGGUGGAACUCCAUUUGUAGAUGAGAAUAAUGAGACCAUCUAUAAAGGAGAUCCACUUGGCGUUGACUUUUUUGCGCUGCUGGAGGACAUGAGACCCAGAGAAUACCUGAAAGGAGGGAGUGCUGUUUUUGCCUUCAGCUUCCAAGAUCUCACUCCUCUGGUAAAUGGAAGUACUCUGCCAUGUCCUGAGUUGACACAAGUGCCUCUGACACAUCCUUCAGAUCGAGAUGACGGCCCGUGCUCAGCAACGACCACGCCCCCCACCACCAUGGACCCACCAGAGAAAACUACAGACAAGUAA